CAGGCCCACGGGAUCUCUACCCCCUCUUUCUUUCUCGUAUUUUCUCUCUCAAUCACCCUCUGUGCCUUCGAAUUGUUCCAAAAUUUUAACCUAGAUUUUUUUAUCAGAAAACCCAACAAAUAAAUAAAUAAAUAAAUAGUAGCAUAAUGAAAUAAAAUAUAGAAGCUUUGAGCCUCCAUUAUCGUUAUCUUCCUUUACAAUUUUUAUUUAUUUAUUUAUUUUUUUGGGCAUAUACAUCAGAAAAUCUCAAGGGUUCGAUUCUACGCCGUAAAGUUCAUUUAUACGACGUCGCUUCCUGCUUUCCCGAUUUCAAUUCCAAGGGUGCUUAUAUAGAUAUUUUUAAGGAUGAUCGCUUCCGGAAUUUGUUCGCAUUGAUGUGAGAAUUUUUGCGUAAAGAGUUCUGGAAAUGGCUACUGGGAGCAAGAUAGGGACGUUGCCAACCAUUGAUGAUGGUAUGCAAGGACCCAAUGGGAGUUUAGAAGACAGCUUGCAGUCUGAGCUUGAAUUGAUUCUGACAGAGCAGCGAAAGCAGAACAUUAUUAAUAGAGAGAGGGAUCUGAAUAUUUACAGGAGUGGCAGUGCUCCACCAACAGUAGAAGGAUCUCUAAGUGCUGUGGAUAGUCUUUUUGGGAACACCACCUUUAGAGAGAUCAAUGGUAGGAUUAACAAUAAUGGUGGAGUUUUGUCCGAAGAUGAGAUACGCUCGCACCCUGCUUAUCUUUCGUAUUAUUAUUCACAUGAUAACAUUAACCCAAGAUUGCCUCCACCAUUGUUGUCAAGAGAGGAUUGGCGUGUUGCACAAAGAUUUCAGCUUGAUGGGUCUUCAUAUGGAGGCAUUGGGGACUGGAGGAAGAAGAAGUUGGUUGAUGAUGGUGAGAGUUCAUCACUUUUUUCAAUGCAGCCGGGAUUUUCUGUGCAAAAGGCGGAGAGUGAUUUGAUGGAAUUGAGGAAUUCUGCUGGAAGGAACCUUUCUAGGCAGACUUCAUCUGAGUGGCUUGAUGGAGGCUCAGAUAGUUUGACUGGAUUGUCUACCGGUGGGCUUGGGGGGAGGAGGAAGAGUUUUGCUGACAUACUACAGAAAGGACUUGAUCGACCUGCUGCCUUGUCAGGCUUUCUGUCACGCCCAUCAAGUCGUAAUGCUUUUGGUGACCUUGCCGAUACAAUGGGUGUAGCUGAAACCCAUCCAUCAGCGCUAUAUAAUGGAUUGGAGCCUAUAGAGGGCUUGCAUGAUGGAGUUGCUACCCGCAAUGUGGCUGGAGUUCAGAGUCAUGGUACCACAGUUCCUUAUUCUUUUGCUUCUGCUGUGGGUUCCACUCUGUCAAGGAGCACAACUCCUGAACCCAAGCUGGUUGGAAGAUCUCCUAGUUCUAGUCUUCCUCCAGUGGGAAGCAGAGUUUUCCCUAGUGAGAAAAAUAAUGUUCUUGGUUCAACUAUGCAAAAUGGUCAUUAUUCUGGCAUGAGUGAGCUUGGUGAUAUUGCAGCUAAUAUGUCUGGCUUAAACAUAUCAAGAAUUACGCAUGGAGAUGUUGAUAGUCAUGUCCAGUCUCAGCUUCAUUUGGGUCUUGAUAAUAAGCCUGAUUUUCUAUUUAACAAUGAUCAGAACCAAAAUCGUCAUCAGGAACUCAUGGACAAGGCCAAUGCUGAUAAUCUUUCCCUUGCGGCCAAUUAUGCUGAUUUAGCGAGGAAAAAUGGGAUUGUGGCAAACCUUAAUGCUUCUAAGUUUAAUGCCAAUGGGCAAGUGAAUUUUCCUAAAAGGACUUCUUCUUCUGCCAAUCUUUACUCAAAAGUGAGUUCUUCAGGAUUAGGAAGUCUUGAAGGAGCUAAUGUACCUGAUCAUCAUGCAAAUACUUCAGGCAUGGGAUUUAGGCCUGGUGCUUAUCCUCUUAAUCAGAAGCCAAAUCAAGCUAUUAACAAUCAUCUUGAUACUGUGGGAACCGAUUUCCAUUCUCCACUUGUUGAUCCACGUUAUGUUCAAUUUCUCCAAAGAACUCCUGAUUAUGCAGCACUAGCUAGUCCAAGUGAUCCAGCUCUAGUUAAAAGUCAUUUUGGCACCUCACAGGGUGACUUGGAUGGGCUUCAGAAAGCAUGCCUUGAGGCAUUGCUUGCUCAGCAGAAGGAACAGUUUGAGCUGUCACUUUUAGGUAAAUCUGUUGGUUUUAAUCAUGAGUAUUACGGUAACCUAUCGCAUAGGCUGGGCACAGCAUAUCCAGGGAACCUUAUGGCAAAUUCAGUCCAUUCUGUUGGAUCUGGAAACCCAAUGCUCCACAAUGAGAGAAUUUCGCAUUUUAAUUCUAUGAUGAGAAGUUCUAUUAAAGGAUCCAUUGGCUCUUGGCACUCAGAUAUUGGUAAUAACUUAGAAGGAAGAUUUCUGUCAUCGUUGUUAGAUGAUUUCAAGAUCAAUAAGACAAAGUCUUUUGAACUGUCUGAUAUUGUUGGUCACGUAGUUGAGUUCAGUACGGAUCAGUAUGGAAGUCGCUUUAUUCAGCAGAAAUUAGAAACUGCCACAGUUGAAGAAAAGAGCAAGAUAUUCCCUGAGAUCAUUCCACAUGCUCGUACCUUGAUGACUGAUGUCUUUGGGAAUUAUGUCAUACAGAAAUUUUUUGAGCAUGGUACAGAAACCCAAAGAAAGGAAUUAGCCAGCCAGCUUACUGGACAUGUUUUGCCGUUGAGCCUUCAAAUGUAUGGUUGCAGAGUGAUUCAGAAGGCCUUGGAGGUGAUUGAUGUGGAUCAGCAGACCCAAAUGGUGGCAGAGCUUGAUGGUUCUGUCAUGAAAUGUGUCCGUGAUCAAAAUGGUAAUCAUGUUAUUCAAAAGUGUAUUGAGUGUGUCCCUGAAGAUAGAAUUCAAUUUAUUAUCUCAGCCUUUUAUGGUCAAGUUGUUGCCCUUUCCACUCAUCCAUAUGGCUGCCGUGUCAUUCAGAGGGUCCUGGAACAUUGUGAGGAUUCAAAUACACAACAACUUAUCAUGGAUGAGAUCAUGAAAUCUGUUUGUACUCUGGCACAAGAUCAAUAUGGAAAUUAUGUUAUUCAGCAUGUCCUUGAACACGGUAAACCACAUGAACGAUCUACGAUCAUAAGCAAGCUUGCAGGACAAAUUAUAAAGAUGAGUCAGCAGAAGUUUGCUUCUAAUGUUGUGGAGAAGUGCUUAACUUUUGGCAGUCAUGAGGAGCGUCAACUUUUGGUAAAUGAGAUGCUUGGGACCACUGAUGAAAAUGAGCCUUUACAGGCAAUGAUGAAGGAUCCAUUUGGCAACUACGUUGUCCAGAAAGUUUUGGAAACCUGCAAUGAUCAGAGUCUUGAGUUGAUUCUUUCUCGCAUCAAGGUUCAUUUGACUGCCCUAAAGAGGUACACUUACGGUAAACAUAUUGUUUCUCGUGUUGAGAAGCUAAUCGCAACUGGAGAAAGACGCAUAAGUUUGUCAUCUAAUCUUUCUUCCUGAGGCAUCCCAAUUUGGAAAAAGCAAGGCUUUUUAAAUCUUGCCACCACCAAAUAGUAUGCAGCUUUUGUACAGCUAACACAGAUGGAUCACUUUAGCAAGUUUGUUGGAGUAUGUUAUGCAGAGAGAUAUGGUAGUUGUAAAUAAACACGAAUUUAUGGAUCCCGCUUAAAUAAGAUAAUUUUUUUCUCUAUUAUCUUAUUGUAUAUUUUGGUUCGGUUGUAAUCUGACUGCAAAGACUCCAUAGAGAAGCUUUUUAGGCUAUUAAAGAGUAUAUACAUAUAUAUAUAUAUAGAAGGUGAAUUAUCAUUGUCUGGCCUUUAUGUGAGUACGUGUACAAAGUUCUUCCUCUGUAGAGGAAAGCAAGUGUAAAUGGUCUAUUGCAUUGUUAAAAAGAGGGUAGAGUCGCAUUUAAUGGAGUCUUCUACUUUGAAAAGUAUAUGUAUAUGUAAAUAUACCGCAAUUUUCUCCAUGAGAAACAUAAUUUUCUUUUCCGGACUUAAUGAUUGAUUCUACGGUUCAUGUGUU
Ziziphus jujuba (common jujube) is the source of this 3961-nucleotide messenger RNA. Its product is annotated as pumilio homolog 4. The transcript is spliced from 12 exons. Gene Ontology annotation, molecular function: mRNA binding. The record is from RefSeq and is a predicted model, not a curated record. Gene Ontology annotation, biological process: post-transcriptional regulation of gene expression. The coding region runs from base 407 to 3436 and encodes 1009 amino acids. NCBI's taxonomy places the organism in Eukaryota, Viridiplantae, Streptophyta, Magnoliopsida, Rosales, Rhamnaceae. Gene Ontology annotation, cellular component: cytoplasm.